This is a messenger RNA of Eublepharis macularius, 5523 nucleotides long. RefSeq names its product phosphorylase kinase regulatory subunit alpha 1 (gene PHKA1). Bases 36 to 3740 code for a protein of 1234 amino acids. Gene Ontology annotation, cellular component: phosphorylase kinase complex. Gene Ontology annotation, molecular function: calmodulin binding. NCBI's taxonomy places the organism in Eukaryota, Metazoa, Chordata, Lepidosauria, Squamata, Eublepharidae. The transcript is spliced from 33 exons. Gene Ontology annotation, biological process: glycogen metabolic process. The record is from RefSeq and is a predicted model, not a curated record.
GGAGCCGAAGCCGGCAGUAGAGUCCGGUCCCGGACAUGCGGAGCAGGAGCAACUCCGGCGUGCGGCUGGACGGCUACGCCCGGCUGGUGCAGCAGACCAUCCUGUGCCACCAGAAUCCAGUUACAGGGUUGCUUCCAGCCAGCUGUGACCACAAAGAUGCCUGGGUCCGGGAUAAUGUCUACAGCGUCCUGGCAGUUUGGGCACUGGGUCUGGCGUAUCGUAAGAAUGCAGACCGUGAUGAGGACAAGGCAAAGGCCUAUGAACUGGAGCAGAGCGUGGUGAAGCUGAUGCGAGGUGUCUUGCAAUGCAUGAUGAGGCAGGUAGACAAAGUGGAGGCCUUCAAGUACACCCAGAGUACCAGGGACUGCUUGCACGCCAAAUACAACACCAGCACCUGUGCCACGGUGGUAGGCGAUGACCAGUGGGGCCAUCUGCAGCUGGAUGCCACAUCCCUGUACCUGCUCAUGCUGGCUCAGAUGACGGCCUCAGGGCUUCACAUCAUCUACAGCCUGGAUGAAGUCAAUUUCAUACAGAACCUCGUCUUCUACAUUGAAGCAGCUUACAAGACUGCUGACUUUGGAAUAUGGGAACGUGGUGACAAGACAAACCAAGGAAUCACAGAACUGAAUGCCAGCUCAGUGGGAGUGGCAAAGGCUGCCCUAGAAGCCUUAGAUGAGCUCGAUCUCUUUGGAGCCAAGGGUGGACCCCAGUCGGUGAUCCACGUGCUGUCAGAUGAGGUGCAGCAUUGCCAGUCUAUUCUCCAUUCUAUGCUGCCGCGGGCCUCGACUUCUAAGGAGAUCGAUGCCAGCCUUCUCGCAGUCAUCUCUUACCCAGCAUUUGCUGUUGAGGACAGCUACGUGGUAGAGAAGACCAAGCAGGAGAUUGUCUCCAAGCUGCAAGGCCGCUAUGGUUGUUGCAGGUUUCUCCGGGAUGGCUACAGAACUCCCAAGGAGGACCCUAACCGCCUUUAUUAUGAGCCCGCAGAACUGAAGCUCUUUGAGAAUAUUGAGUGCGAGUGGCCCCUGUUCUGGACCUACCUCAUCAUCGACGGUAUCUUCACUGGCAAUGCAGAGCAGGUUCAAGAGUACAGAGAGGCACUGGAAAGUGUCCUCAUCAAAGGGAAGAAUGGAGUUCGGUUGGUGCCAGAGCUAUACAGUGUCCCAUUGGAGAAGGUAGAAGAAGAGUACUGCAACCCUCACACCGUUGACCGUGUACCGUUGGGCAAGUUGCCGCUCAUGUGGGGCCAAUCCCUCUAUAUCCUGGGCUGCCUCCUGGCAGAGGGAUUUCUGGCUCCAGGGGAAAUCGACCCUCUGAACCGCAGAUUUUCCACUGUGGCUAAGCCAGAUGUGGUGGUCCAAGUGUGCAUCCUGGCCGAAACAGAUGCCAUUAAGGCCAUCUUGCGGAAGGAGGACAUUGAGGUGGAGACGGUGGCAGAUGUCUAUCCUAUCCGAGUGCAGCCGGCCAGAAUCCUUAGUCAUAUCUAUGCCCGACUAGGUCGUAACAAGAGAAUGAACCUGAGUGGGCGGCCCUUCCGGCACAUGGGUGUUCUCGGGACCUCCAAGUUCUAUGACAUCCGGAGCAAUAUCUUCACCUUCACUCCACAGUUCAUAGAUCAGCAGCAGUUCUACCUGGCCCUUGACAACAAGAUGAUUGUGGAGAUGCUGCGGACGGACCUUUCGUACCUGUGCAGCCGCUGGAGGAUGACGGGACGCCCAACCAUCACCUUCCCUGUCUCACAAACUAUGCUUGAUGAUACUGGCACCAGCAUCCACCCAGCUGUCUUGGCCACACUGCGGAAGCUGCAGGACGGAUAUUUUGGAGGGGCAAGGAUCCAGACUGGUAGGUUGUCUGAAUUUCUCACAACUUCGUGUCGCACACACCUCAGCUUCAUGGACCCCGGGCUGGAGGGUAAGCUCUAUGCUGAUGACUAUGGGCUCAGCCUUGACAGCUUCAGCGAUUUAGACCCUGAGGACUGGCUGCAUGGCUUUCGAUUGUCAGAAGAUGCUGACAUCUGUGAUGAAGUUGCCCAGUAUUUAGACCACCUCCUGGAGCACACAGCUCCCAAGGCCACUCUGUCUGCAGCAGCUCAGAAGGGGGGGCUGCAUCGCUUCCGUGCGGCAGUGCAUACCACCCGUGAUCUCGUGUCUCUGAUGACAAAGGCCAAAGAGCUGCAUGUACAGAAUAUCAACAUGUACAUCCCUUCCAAGCUUUUCCAGGAUUCCCAGCCAUCUGUCAACUUGCUAGGCUCACCGCAGAAGAGAGACAUCAAGCCGUCCAUCCCUGUUGAGGUGAACCUCCCUAAGGAUGCAGCUGGGAAUGUCGACUGCAAGGCCCUAGUGGAACAGCUCCGCGAAUGCCGCUCCCUUCAGGACCAGGCCAACUACCUCUAUAUGCUCUACACCCUCAAGGGGCCAGAUUGGGAUACAGAGAUCUAUGGUGAACCUGGGGUUACGGUCACUGAUCUCCUCACAGAGCUGUAUGGCAAAGUUGGCGCUACUCGCCAGUGGGCCCUGAUUCGGUACAUCUCUGGGAUCCUGAAGAAGAAGGUGGAAGCUCUUGAUGAGGCCUGCACUAGCCUGCUGUCACACCAGAAGCACCUGACUGUGGGGCUUCCUCCUGAGCCUCGUGAGAAGACCAUCUCAGCCCCAUUGCCUUACGAGGAGCUCACUCGUCUGAUUGAUGAAGCCAGCGACAAGAAUAUGAGUGUCUCCAUCCUGACUCAGGAGAUAAUGGUCUACUUAGCCAUGUACAUCCGGACGCAGCCAGCCCUCUUUGCCGAGAUGUUCCGUCUACGUAUUGGACUCAUCAUCCAGGUGAUGGCAACAGAACUGGCUCAGUCAUUGUGUUGCUCAGCUGAGGAAGCCACCGAGAGUUUGAUGAAUCUCAGCCCUUCGGACAUGAAGAACCUUCUGCAUCACAUCCUCAGUGGCAAGGAAUUUGGAGUGGAGAGAAGUGUGCGCUCCCUGGAUUCAGCAUUGACUCCAGCUGUCUCCAUCCGUGAAGUUGGCCCAGUUGGAGCAACAAAAACUGAACGGGCUGGGAUCAUCCGGCUCAAGAGCGAGAUCAAACAGCAAUUGGAUAAACGUAGGCAGUCUCUGUCUGAAAUUAAGUCUGGUGGUUUGCACUCCUUGGAGGCUAGCAUGGAAGCUUCCCAGUUAUCCGGACACCCCACAGCACAAAGUGGCACAGUUGAAGACCGCCCCUCCAAGGAUGGGCGCCAAGGCCAGUGGCAGAGACGCCGGCGGCUGGAUGGGGCCCUCAACAGGGUCCCAGUGGGAUUCUACCAGAAGGUCUGGAAAAUCCUGCAGAAGUGCCAUGGACUGUCCGUGGAAGGUUUUGUUCUUCCGUCUUCAACAACCAGAGAGAUGACUCCAGGAGAGAUCAAGUUUGCAGUCCAUGUCGAGUCUGUCCUAAACAGAGUCCCACAGCCAGAAUACCGGCAGCUCUUUGUCGAGGCCAUUCUGGUCCUGACACUGCUGGCAGAGGUGGAAGUGCCCUGCCUCGGCAGCAUCAUCGCAGUGGAGAAGAUUGUGCAUCUUGCAAACGAUUUAUUCUACGAGGAACAGAAAGCCCUGGGUGCCGACGACAACAUGCUGGAAAAGGACCCAGCCACAGGGGUCUGUACUUUACUCUAUGACAGCGCUCCUAGUGGCAGGUUUGGAACCAUGACUUACCUCUCCAAAGCUGUGGUCACCUACUUGCAGGAGUUCCUCCCCACCAGUGGCUGCACCAUGCAGUAGGCCAGUCUGGGUUUCUCUGCAGGAGCUGGAAAAACAACCUUGGGAUUUAGGUUUAGGGUUGAAGGCCAGCGUUACGCUAUCUUGUAGGUAGUUGGAGCCCUUCUCAGCAAAUCCAUCCAAUUCUGGUGACUGAAACUACCUUGGCACAGCACCACUGGAAGAUGGAACUUUUGUGCUGUGAUGUCCACCUUGGGAGGAGGAAAAGGGACUCUUCUGAGCAUUGCAGGAGAGCAUGUGUUGUUCUGCACACGGACAAGAAUACUGCAUAUACAGAAUCCUCUUUGCUUCAAGGGGUGGGUGGGUCUUCCUAGGCAGAGAGUCCUGCAAUUGGAUCCCCUUGGGCUGAUGACUGCCAUUUGCACAGCCUUACUGCUUGAAGUCAAAAGUACAGGUCAAGAGGGUUUCUCACACUCUAGGCAUCUGCUUUUACAGGGAUUCCCACUUGCAUGCAGUUGCAGACUUUAUUACUGGAUAAGAUUUUCUCUCUUAUUUAUCCUUAGAUUUUUACCUGCUCUUUAUGAGACUCAGAUCAACCAGAUGUGAUGCUGCUUAUUACCCUGGAUACUAGUCUUCCCAUUAGCCCCUUUGUUUGCAGUUUCCCCAGUAUAAAUGCCUCAAGUGCCUUGAAUGUCACCCACCAUACUCUAGCAUCACCAGCCUCAGGGUGCUUCUCUUCACUCUCCUGGCAACUCUCGCUGAUGCCCUGACCAUAGGGUGCCUGACCUAUGGGACUUUGGCUGCCUGUCAGUCAGGGCAAAAUCAUAUGCCGCAAAACAUCUACAGCAACCACUUAUCUGAGCUUGUCUACUUUCCAAGCCAGCGGCUUGCCAAAUGAGAGUCAAUUCAAGCUCACACUAGUGAGUGCAUCUGCAGGGAAGAUGGGGGUUCAGCAUUCUUCUCACUUGGGAGCUUUUAAGACAGACCUUUAUUGCUCAUGAUUAUAGAUGAAGGUCUCUGGCUGCUCUGCUCCAAGGAAAAUGAUUGGCAGAGGGUCAUGUGAGAAAGAGGGGAGAGUUGUUUGAUUCUCAGAAAAUCAACAGAAGCUUUGGAUGGGCUUGCAAUUGCUUGGUCUUUAUGGGAAGAUGUGGGGUUUCCAUAAAUAGGGCUUCGAGGGCUGAAAGCUACCAGCGUGUUUGAAAGAAAUGUCUUGCUAAGUAUUUAAAACGUCAGUAUGGCUUUCUGGGAAGGGGAGCCCAGUAUAGCCCAUUAAAAGGCUGAAAUCUCUGUUUGCGUGCUGCCAUUUCAGGAAAUAUGACUCCUGGCUACCCCUUCAAGGAAAGGAGCUAAGCACAGGGACAGAGCUAGAAUCCUUUUAAAAGAGCAGGCAAGGCCUUUCCUUAGAUGGGCUCCAGGAAAGGACUGUGGUCCAAGGCUGCCCCCUGGCUGGCAAUUUGGCCCCCCUUCUGUGUGAAGCAAUAAAUUUGAUAGCUGAGCUUGCAUGCUUGUGAACAAGUGCCAUAUCUUCCGUUUGGAGUACAAAAAUGGGACGAGUUUCCAGCUGGUCUCGUUCAAGUGUUUACAGGUUCGGGCUAGUUAUUGCAAUGCACUUUGUGAUAGUUUACCAAAUUAUCCAGUUGCACUUUCUGUUCAACCAGGGCUCAAUAGCUGUAUGACGUUUGAAAACUCCACUCCACGCCUCGCUCUUUGGGAGGUUUUUUUGCAUGUCCUGCUGAGAUAUGCGGGACGCAGUUGGCUUUGUUUUGGUUCCCUCCCCCAUAAAAUUGUAAAACUGUACCUUUCAGUGAAGACUGAAAGCCUAGAAUAAAAUACCUCUGUUUCAUUA